AUGGCGCCGCCCCAACCGCCCGUCAUGUUCAACGUAGAUCCAAGUGACACUUGGCUCUCAAAGUCAUCUAGCACAGUGGCACAGAGCAGUAUUACCAGCGGCGAAGCCGAUUCUGUGCAGUGGCAGAGCGGGCGCGCCGAGCGCAUACAGCAGCUGGAAUCAGUGCUUGCUGCCACGACCCAGCGCCGGUGCCAGGGGCAAAAGCAAAAGCAAAAAAAAAGUGUAUAUAAUGAGACCAACUACGGCGACAUGCUGGACGGCGAGGACGGCGAUAACAGCAACUGUGCUGCCAAAAUCAGCGGUGAUGGAAGCGAUGACGACUGCCGCUCGGAAUCGAGCAGCCUAUUCUACAGCGAGGGCCGGUCUCUCCUGUGCACAUACUACCAGCCCCCUGCAGAGCCAGCGGCGGACACCGCAGCGACGUUUGGAGUCUACGGGUCAGUCAGUGCCCCGGAACCGCCGCUGAAAACGACAGAGCAGUUUCUGCCGUGGGACGUGCGGCUUCGCGAUGCAGUCCGGCGGGUGCUCUACUGCGGCAGAAGCGCUUGUUUGGACAGCAACAAUUGA
Molecule: messenger RNA, 567 nt
Organism: Kickxella alabastrina
Lineage: Eukaryota; Fungi; Kickxellomycota; Kickxellomycetes; Kickxellales; Kickxellaceae
Exons: 1
Coding region: 1-567 (188 amino acids)
Source: RefSeq, a predicted model, not a curated record